Venustampulla echinocandica is the source of this 603-nucleotide messenger RNA. RefSeq lists its product as uncharacterized. NCBI's taxonomy places the organism in Eukaryota, Fungi, Ascomycota, Leotiomycetes, Helotiales, Pleuroascaceae. The transcript is spliced from 6 exons. Gene Ontology annotation, biological process: translation; protein ubiquitination; modification-dependent protein catabolic process. The coding region runs from base 1 to 603 and encodes 200 amino acids. The record is from RefSeq and is a predicted model, not a curated record. Gene Ontology annotation, cellular component: nucleus; cytoplasm; ribosome. Gene Ontology annotation, molecular function: protein tag activity; structural constituent of ribosome; ubiquitin protein ligase binding.
AUGGCUUUCAUUGAUGUUGUAGUACUCUGUAUUAAGGAAGUAAUUGCGAAUAUUGAACUUGAUUUCGAAAUUGCAUCGACGACAACACGACAACGACGUAGAAGCCGCAAACACUUCGUCAAGACCCUUACGGGCAAGACCAUCACUCUUGAGGUCGAGUCCUCAGAUACGAUUGAUAACGUGAAGUCGAAGAUUCAGGAUAAAGAAGGGAUUCCCCCCGACCAGCAACGCCUGAUUUUCGCCGGCAAGCAACUUGAGGAUGGCCGAACUCUCUCCGAUUACAACAUCCAGAAGGAAUCAACCCUCCAUCUCGUUCUCCGUCUCCGUGGUGGUAUCAUUGAGCCAUCGCUCAAGGCUCUCGCGUCGAAGUUCAACUGCGACAAGAUGAUCUGCCGAAAGUGCUACGCCCGUCUCCCACCCCGUGCCACCAACUGCAGAAAGAAGAAAUGCGGACACACCAACCAGCUCCGACCAAAGAAGAAGCUAAACAUGAGGCAAGCAAUGGGACAACGAUCAACGCCGGAAUUGAACGAUCUAUGUGAUGAUUCUGGUGUUUCAGUAGCAGCACAUGUGAAAAUGGUUACGGCUUCAUGGAGCAGUUAG